Aplosporella prunicola CBS 121167 is the source of this 2636-nucleotide messenger RNA. RefSeq lists its product as uncharacterized. Gene Ontology annotation, molecular function: molybdenum cofactor sulfurtransferase activity; pyridoxal phosphate binding; molybdenum ion binding. Lineage: Eukaryota; Fungi; Ascomycota; Dothideomycetes; Botryosphaeriales; Aplosporellaceae. Bases 254 to 2629 code for a protein of 791 amino acids. Gene Ontology annotation, biological process: Mo-molybdopterin cofactor biosynthetic process. The record is from RefSeq and is a predicted model, not a curated record. The transcript has 2 exons.
CCACCACUCUUGUCUGACUUCGAGAACCCCAACGACGUCGACGACUUGCCUUGAUGUUCGCAGACCCCACCCAUCCCGAUCCACCCGUGGAGCCGUGCUUAUCGGAGCGCGCCGAGACCCUGACGGGCGUCAAGCUUAAACACCGACCAGCUUGCCCCCAGUUGCCGUCAAGAUCUAUGGACUGCUCCUCGCACUUGUCGAGUUUCUUCUGUGACCACGGCUGAUUCGCCGCGAUAUUCGUGCCCUUGCGAUAAUGCCAGUAUGCAGCAUGGAGGGAAAUACCAGCUGUGGGUAUAACAGAGCUGUGGAGGACAUGCGCCGGAGAGAGUAUCCCAUGUUAGGAGGUUCCAUCUACCUCGACCAUGCCGGAACUGCUUUGUAUCCGAAAUCGUUGAUUGAACGCUUCUCUGCUGACUUGAUCUCCAACCUCUAUGGCAAUCCACAUUCCGCCUCCCAUCCUUCGCAGCUCUCCGCACGCCGCAUCGAUGACGCCAGGCUGCGCCUUCUACAAAUGUUUCAUGCAGACCCAGAAGACUUUGAUGUGGUGUUCGUAGCGAAUACAACUGCUGGAGUCAAGUUGGUCGCAGAGGCAUUUCGCGAACAGCCAGGGGGGUUUUCCUACGCUUACCAUAAAGAUUGCCACACGAGUCUCGUCGGUGUGCGCGAAGUGGCAAGGGAACAUAUAUGCCUUGCCUCUGAUGAUGAUGCUAAUGAGUGGCUACAACACGAGCAACAUCUGAAGAUUACAGCUUCCUCGCCGGUUCUGUUCGCUUACCCGGCCCAGUCAAACAUGAACGGACGUCGCCUGCCGCUUGAUUGGUGUAAAAUGGUCCGGUUUCCGACCAGAGGUGACUCCCGGGCGGCGUUCACUCUGCUCGAUGCGGCGGCCUUGCUCUCUACAUCGCCUUUGGAUCUUAGCAAUCCCGAGACAGCCCCGGACUUCACAGUCCUCAGCUUGUAUAAGAUUUUUGGCUUUCCGGAUCUCGGAGCACUCGUAAUACGAAAAGCCGCUGGGCAUAUUUUUGGAAAGAGACGCUACUUUGGGGGCGGUACCGUGGACAUGGUGGUAUGUCUGAAGGAACAGUGGCAUGCAAAAAAGACGGAAUCGCUUCAUGACCAACUGGAAGAUGGCACGUUGCCGAUUCAUAACAUCUUGGCUCUUCACUCCGCCAUGGAUGUACAGCGUGAGCUCUUUGGGUCACUUGAGCAAAUUUCGCGCCAUACCGCAUUUCUAGCGAAAAGACUAUACGAAGGUCUAUCCGCCUUGCGGCAUGCCAACGGUUCGCUUGUCUGCGAACUGUAUACCAAUCGAUCUUCCGACUAUGGCGAUCCUUCCAAACAGGGUCCGAUUGUUGCCUUUAAUAUUCGGAACAGUCUAGGAGUCUGGACCAGCAAUUUCGAGGUAGAGAAGCUGGCGUCUGUCAAGAACAUACACCUGAGGACUGGAGGGCUGUGUAACCCUGGCGGAAUCGCCUCCUCUCUCAGCCUGUCGCCAUGGGAGAUGAAGCAAAACUUUUCUGCUGGCCAGCGAUGCGGCAAUGAGAACGACAUCAUGGGUGGCAAGCCCACUGGAAUGAUACGCGUCAGUCUAGGAGCCUCCAGCACCGUUGAUGACGUGGAUGCCUUUGUUGGUUUUGUGCAAGAGUUCUUCUUGGAAACGAGCGUGGCACCAAUGCCACGGAGCCCAGUGGUCGACGAGGUUUCGCUGCGUACCAGCCCGUUCUUUGUAGAGAGCUUGACUGUGUACCCCAUCAAAAGCUGCGCCGGGUGGAAAGUGCCUUCGGGCGUAGCGUGGGAAGUUCGCGAGGAAGGCCUUGUUUGGGACCGGGAGUGGUGCUUGGUGCAUCAAGGCACCGGCGCAGCCCUGAGCCAAAAGCGCUAUCCAAAAAUGGCUCUGCUACGACCGACCAUCGACCUCGAACAGGGCUGCCUGCGAGUACGCUAUGCUGGCAGCAGCGACGAGAUCAGCGUGCCUCUGUCGGCGGAUCCUUCGUAUUUCCCAGAAGCCGGCCAGGUCAAGCAGCCCACGACGCGAGUCUGCGGGGACGUGGUAAGCGCCCAGAGGUACUCGUCGGCCAGGAUCAACGGCUUCUUCAGCCAAGUGCUGGGAGUUGGUUGCCAACUGGCGCGGUUCCCAGCGGCAGGAGCAUCUGCGCGGCACUCGAAGGCGCAUCUGCAGCAGCGCCAGAUGCCAGGGGCCUUCCCGGAGGUCGAGCGGCCGAUUCUCCUGUCGAACGAAAGCCCAAUCCUCAUCGUGUCGCGGUCGAGCCUCAACCGGCUGAACGAGCAGAUCAAGGCGCACGGCGGCAAGGCGGCGGCAGCGGAGGUGUUUCGCGCCAACAUAGUGCUGGCGGAGCGGGCGCCUGGGCGCGAGCAAGCGUACGCCGAAGACGGAUGGCAUGGGGUGCAGAUAGGCCAGCAGCAGCUGGAGCUGUUGGGGGCUUGCCGCCGCUGCCAGAUGGUGUGCAUCGACCAGCAGACGGCGCGGCGGGACGAGGAGCCCUUUGUGACGCUGGCGAAGACGCGGCGGAUAGCAGGCAAGGUGUUUUUCGGGCAGCACGCAUGCCUGGCCUCGCGGCUGGCCCAGCACCCCACGAUCGCAGUGGGCGACGGGGUGAUUGGUAGAUAGCGGCGGG